AUGACCAAUAGGCAAGCCCCCGGCAACGGAAGCCCUGUCAACAUGCAGAUGACUCCUGACAGCAAAAAAACUCGUGUUUUGAGCACACAGAGACGGAGGUCUUUUGAAGACUGGCUUGAGUCAACGUCCAUCACCUUGACACAGGUUAAUGGUCAACGAAAAUAUGGCGGUCCUCCUACGGGCUGGAGAGGUCCUGCUCCCGGCCCAGGCUGCGAGGUCUUCAUCAGCUCUAUCCCGCGGGACGUGUUCGAGGACUGCCUGAUUCCACUCUUCCAGACUGUGGCACCGCUCUACGAGUUCCGCCUGAUGAUGAACUUCAGCGGGCAGAACCGCGGCUUCGCCUACGCCAAGUACGGGCGCCCUGCCGACGCCGAGGCUGCCAUCCGGGCCCUGCACCUGCACCCGCUGCGGGGCGGCAUGUGCCUCAUCGUCAAGAUGAGCACAGAAAAGAGGCAGCUGUGUCUAGGGGAGCUGCCCGCUGGCGUGAGCGAGGAAGCGCUGCUCACUGUGCUGCGCAUGGUGUCAGACGGGGUCAGAGGAGUCACUGUGAGGGUGGCCGGGCCCAGGGGCAAGGCAACCUCCGCCCUGGUGUUCUACUCUUCACACUAUGCUGCUUCCAUGGCCAAGAAGGUGCUGGUGCAAGCCUUCAAGAAGCAGUAUGGAGUCUCCAUCUCUGUCCGCUGGUUCUCCGGCAGCUCCAAGCCCAGACAUGACGAGAGUGAAGAAGAGGGUGCCCUCGCAUGUCCGGGUCCUAAACCCGUCGGCCAGGCUCUUCUCACAGCCGCGAGCUUCCAGUUGGCAAGGUCUGCCUUCCGCGACCCCCACCCACAGCUCUUCUCGCGGGUGGUCGGGGGUCCAGCCCCCCAGGCGAGCAGCGGUGAGGCAGUGCCGCACGACGCCGUGGGCCGCCUGCGUCGGCUGUGCGAGCUGUACGGGCUCGGCCUGCCAAUCUACGACGUGCGCUACCACCACACCAGCGCCGAUGGCUUUCUCUGCGUCAGCUACAGCGUGCUGGUACCAGGGCUACCCAUGCCUUUCUGUGGCGUUGCCCAAGUCCUCCCCGGCCCCAGCACCAACACCACGGAGGAGGAGGCCCGCCGCACUGCUGCCGAGCAGGUCCUCAAAGCCAUGAGUCGUGCGUAG
Messenger RNA from Electrophorus electricus (electric eel), 1143 nucleotides. The record is from RefSeq and is a predicted model, not a curated record. NCBI's taxonomy places the organism in Eukaryota, Metazoa, Chordata, Actinopteri, Gymnotiformes, Gymnotidae.